AUGUCCCAGAUAUCGGCGGUGCUUGAAGAAUCCUCCCUCAAUGGUUAUCUAGAUGGAAUCCUAAAUACAAUUCUGUUUAUGCGUUUGUUGGAUCCCAUUGAUACAGACUUCAGUUUCAGCCAUUUCUUGAAAACUAACUACCCUUCUACCCGCUCCUCACAGAUUAAACUCCCAACGUGUGCAAUUGAAGCAUCCAGCUGGAUAAACGAGUGCAUUUCAGAAAUUCACUCAAAUAUAACACCAAUUGAAGCAAAUAAUUUGACAGAUGCAGUUCAUUCAAUAGAUUCUUUGUUUGCGAAAGUGUUGUUGUCGUUGAAAUUUUACGUUGAUGAUACAGACAACAACCACAGGUCAAAACGCUGUGAAUCCUGGCUAAUUGAUUUGGAUAUUUUGAGAGACCAAUUCUCAUCGUCCUUCUUUGACAGAGAAAAAAUGGAUACAUUGAAGUCUAACAAAUCGAUUAAUUUCAACAACCUUAACUCCAACUCUUUACUAUACCUAUCACUGAACCCGUCUUUUCGUCAGGAUUUCUUGAACGAUCUGUUCCAGUCGAAUAUCUCCCAGAUCAUUCAAUACGUGGAUUCCCAUCGAGAAAACGUGCCCAUCUUCAAAUCCACAAAAUCGCCAUUUUUACUGGACUACAAAAUUGUGGCAACUUCUUCGAUUUACACAAAUCCUUUGGACAUAGAAGACUUGGCCUCCUCGUUCCCUGGACUUGAUAGCAACGAAAGUAUAGAGGUUUUAUCGUCCCUUGAAUAUGACAAGCAAAAGAAUGAGGCUUCUACAGCGGACGAUUUAUGGAAGAAUGGUUACAAUAUCAUUAGAAAAAUUCUUGAUAAAUAG
Molecule: messenger RNA, 843 nt
Organism: Pichia kudriavzevii
Lineage: Eukaryota; Fungi; Ascomycota; Pichiomycetes; Pichiales; Pichiaceae
Exons: 1
Coding region: 1-843 (280 amino acids)
Biological process (GO): autophagy
Source: RefSeq, a predicted model, not a curated record